AUGAAAGCAGCAACAUCCGAUGAAGCUUCAAGCUCUAUUUUACAUUCGUCAUUACGAUUCAUGUCUCUAAGUGCAGUUGAUAGUUUACCAAAAAUUGAAUCAUUAAUGCGAAGUGUUCGACGACAACGUUCAGCACCACAUUCGGAUUCAAAUACUCUCUCACCUGACAUUUUACGGGAAACAGAUCGUGGAGAAGAAUUUAUAUUAUAUGAAUAUAAUGAAAUGAUUAUUUUUACCGCAAAAACAAAUUUAUCUUUAUUGAAGGACUGCAAGCACUGUGUGCCCGAACAAUUUUAUCAACUAUUUACAUUACAUACGUUGCUAAAAUCAGUGAUCAUUCCAUUCGUUUAUAGCUUAUUAAUUGGUAAAAAAGCCUCCGAUUAUAAGAAUUUUUUUGAAAAAGUUUUAGAAAAAGAUAAUUUUGCACUGGAAUCAAUACUUAGUGAUUUUGAAUCAGCAACAACUAAAACCAUUAAAGAAAUUUUUCCCAAUGUUGAACACAGAGGUAACCUAAAUAUUGAACCUAUGUAUUCUAAUCAUAAUUAUAUACUUUAG
Molecule: messenger RNA, 555 nt
Organism: Rotaria sp. Silwood1
Lineage: Eukaryota; Metazoa; Rotifera; Eurotatoria; Philodinida; Philodinidae
Source: the annotation of a GenBank genome assembly